Messenger RNA from Apis cerana (Asiatic honeybee), 9845 nucleotides. It is a transcript of the gene SLO2, whose product is annotated as slowpoke 2. Gene Ontology annotation, molecular function: intracellular sodium-activated potassium channel activity; outward rectifier potassium channel activity. Gene Ontology annotation, biological process: potassium ion transmembrane transport. Gene Ontology annotation, cellular component: plasma membrane. Lineage: Eukaryota; Metazoa; Arthropoda; Insecta; Hymenoptera; Apidae. The record is from RefSeq and is a predicted model, not a curated record.
GAGAUGGAAGAGAAAGGAACUAGUGACAAAGCGUGAUUCAAGUCAGACAAAGAAAUCUAUACAUAUAUAUAGCGUUAAUAUAUUCAUGUGAUCUUUAAAUCGAUUAUAAAGAUCGAAACAAAUACAAAAAUUGAUAUAAAAAAAUCUCGAUUGAAACUUAUUUAUUAAAUUAUGAGCGAUUGAAAUUUGCAUCAGAUAAAGUGAGAGGGAAAUAGAAACGUACAGAAGCAUAACAGAGACAACGUCUCACUCUGCUUCUCGCUUCACCUAAUGUCAACUUCAAUAAACAUCAUAAUGAAUAAGCCUCGAUUAAAAUUUUUGUACACCAACUUUUAUAUUUUAUUUUUAUCUCUAUAAACGAUUUUCCAAAUAUUUCCUAUAAAUUUACCAAUAUCUUAUUCUAUGAGGUUAAAGAGAGAUGCGGAAAGCAAGAGUGAGUGAAAGAGAGACAAAGCGAGCGAGGCAGGAGUGGGGAGUCGAGUGAUCGGAGAGAGAGUAAGGGGUGGUCGAACACGAGAGAAAACUGCUACAAUGUACCGCAGUACGGAGUGGUGAGCUGCGAGCUGGCUCCUCGACAGUGAAAAACCAGUGGACUGAGAGAGCGAUACAGGCCUAAGUGUAUAUUAUCGGGACCGUGAUCAGUCUUGUAUAGGUAGUUACCGAUCCGCCAUUUCCAUUCACCAAAAUCCUCGUGCUCUCGUUUUUUUUUCUUCAUGCACGAGUUUUUGCUACGGUUUUGAACGUAAUGUCGGCUCAAAGACAACGAUUAGUUAUGUUUUAAAACAGAAAAAUUAUUCAAAAAAAAUAUUUUCAUUGCGUGUGAUGACAAUAUUAAGAAAAUUGAAAGAAAUGCUGUGACACUGGUGUUAUGUCAAGGCCGAUGCAGUAUGUAAUACGUCGAUAUGUCUCGCUGCUUAAAUCGUUGUGUUUCGAUCUUUGACACUUGUGCCUGGAUUCUGAAGAUUUGCCAUUAUAUCGAACAUAACCAUAUUUGUCAGCUGUUAAAUGUCUUGUGAUUUCCCUUUCGAAGAAAUCAGCUGAUUACUGAACUUUUGAAUGUUGUGCAAAUGAUCAUUCACAUUACGAAGACGAAUUUCGUUGGAUCGACGAUGGAAUGAGAUAUUUGAAGAAGGUUUUAUAGAAUUUUUUUUCUCGAAUUCUUUCACUUAUGACCUCGUAUCGAUCAAGUCAAACAAUGCUAGGUCCAUUCUUGGAACGAUGAAUACCGAGACCGAUGAUGAUGAAAUAGACAAUGAUGUUUCGGUGAAUGUUUAUCGAGUUGACGAUUGUUGUUAUUUGUUUAAAAAGAAAUAAUAAUAAUAUCGUGUGGUUUCAAGUGAUAUAAUCAUUGUUUAUCCGCAAGGAAUCUGACGUGUUUGAGGUGACGUAUGUUAGGAGAUUUUUAUUACCGGUCUGAAAUCUGGAAGUAAAAUCGAACAUAACCUCGAAACACGCACAUUAAAUGAUAAGCCUGAAUGAUAUCUUUUGUCUGAAAAUAUAAAGGGGCGAUAUUAAAACAACAGAAUACGUUGAUCGCUUCGCAAUUUGUCGCAAUAUUUUUAACAAAAUGCUUAUAGUAGUACGAUUCAACCAAUCAUCGAAUAUCAAAAAAAAAUAUUAGUAUCGAAGAAAUAUUAAUUUUGUAAUCAUAAUCCUCAUUUGAUUUUAUUUUAAUCAAUCAAGAUAACAAUCCAGUGUACUUUUAACAAAAAAUAUUAUAUUAAAAAAAUAUCAAUAUUCGUCACUUUCGAUUCUUUAAUUAUCAAUCGAAAUAUCGAUUCUGUAAUUUUUAACAAAGAUAUUAUGAAAGAAAUAUUUCUAUAAUGAUCAUAAUUUUUGAUUUUUUCUAGAAAUCGAUCGAAACAAACACUCGAGUUUAAUUUUUACUAUAUUAAGAAAUAUUCUAAUGUCAUAAUUUUCGAUUCUCUACAUAGAUCGAUCGAAAUAUAACUCGAGUAAAAUUUUUAAAAGAUAUUUCGAUGGUCAUGAUUUUCGAUUUUGACCAUUGUAUGAUUUCAUUUAGAUCAAUUAGAAUUCUAUCAUGUUGUGACAAGAAGCUACUUUGAAUUAUUGUCAAUCGAAAAGCCAGUUGUUAAAAUCGAUCAAUUAAAUCUUCGAUAUAAAAAUUACUCCAUUUCAAUUGUAUAUUUAUGAUACAUUCGUGUUUUUAUCCGCACGAUGAUAUGAAAAAUGAUUCUUAGUGUGUAUAUACAUAUUUUCGCUUGAAACAAAAGAUAUUGUCGAAUUGUCAGAAAUAUCGUAUAGCGAGGAGAGAACAAUUUGAAGUCAAGUUGCAGUCAAAUUUCCUGGGAACAAUGAGAAGGUAUUUAUCAAGCUGAAUACACAAGUUCGUUACAUCAAUGGUUAAUGGAGCGUGAUUAUGAUAAUAUUUACGAGAUUGAUUGUUAUUUGAUUGUUAUAUAUGAUUGAAGAUAUAUAACAACACAGUGAAAAUAUUUUUAAACAAAAAAAGAACUUUUGCAAGUCUUGUGAAAUUUUUUCCAGAUUUAUUGUUAAAUAUAUAUACAUAUAUAGACUAUAUAUAAAAAGUUUACUUAGAAAUUAAUUUUGAGAUUAUUGUUGAUGCUGUUCACGUUUGAUAUAGCCACGUUAGAUUGUUCAAUAGCUGUUUCACUGUUAUCGUAAUUUUUAAAUAAUUUUCGUUAUCUCGAUAUUGCGAUAUAUACACGAGUGAACGUUAUCAAUACAUUUUGGAACGGAAAUAAAAGUUAUUGCACUUGUUAACCGGGCUCACUAAGGAAUUUACAAAAAAGAAAAGCCCAAUUUUCUCGAUCCUCAAGGACAAUUUGCAAUUUUCCAAUUUGAAUAGAAUUUCAAUGGAAGAAUGUUCUGGUUAAAGCGUACACUUUAAUCGUGCAUUUUGCACUCUUCGUUUGAUCGACUAAAUUAAUUAAUAGAUGCUUAGAGAUUAAAUAGAUUUUUAAACAAAUUUGAAAAUCAAAAAUAUUCGAUUCUCAAGUAAUAUUCAAAAACGAACAUUUUGCAAUAAGAACACCCGGUUUAUUCCAUUUUGAAUAGAAACAAAUUAGAUUCUCGUUAACCAAUUUGAAAGGACCCUAUUAAAGGAACAAUAUCUGAGAACGUGAUACGUACAAAGGGAGGCGAGUAUCAAGUUUGAUACAUCGAAUUAUCGAUUAGAAAUUAUUCUGAUAUCUCAAACUACUAAGUACAAAUUGCUUUCGAAGCUGUUUAGUUAACCUUAUCACCGUGAUCGUUGCUACUUAUUGAUAAUAUAAUAUUCAUGGCUGCUAUCGAAUAAUAUCAUUUUAAGAAAAGGAUCGCGCGUUUCUACACGAUUCUCAUCAAUUUAUAAAGGAGGUUACGAUCUUUUUUAAUCGUUUGGAAACAGAUUUUAUUAUUAAAUCUGCAAAUCAUGUGAUGAAGGAAAAUUACGAAAUCGUGAAAUUGAUGAUUUUCCAUUCGAUUUAUACCUUUAGAAUUAUUCAAUGAUGAAAAGAGAUGACAAAUCGAUUGCAUAUUAAGCAAAGCAAUAUUAAAUAAAAGUGGAAAAAGAGUGGAGAUUUAAAAAAGAGGAUAACAAAAUUCUGUCGAUUCAUCUAGAAUCAAAAUAUUAUUCUGCAAAUCGAUAUCGAUUAUACACACAUCAUUUUAAGAAAAAGAAGAAAAGGAAAUCAAAAAUAGAAGAGGAAUCGAACAAUUCUAUAAAUUUAAUUUAAUUCUAUAAAUCAUCUUGAAAAUAAAAGAAAAUUAUAAUAAAAGUAAAAACAAAAAAAGAGGAAGAGCAAAAGGAUGAAAAGAUCGCACGUCGUUUCAACGAAAGAAUAAUAAAUUUUUUGUCGAUACUUCUUUCAGAAUAAAUAUAGAUAUCACAAUUUGAUAUCGAUUAUAUAUAUUUUAAGAAAAAUAGAGAAGAGGAGCAAAGAAUCAAACGUUAAGAUUUUUCAAUUCUACACACGUACAUACCAUUUUAAGGGAAAAAGGAGGAAGUAAAAUAAAAGAAGAGUAAAAGAUCAAACGAUCGCAUGCUCCAAUAAAAUUCUAAAAAUUCUAUCAAUCCAAAAGAUCACAAAUCGAUUUUAAAGAUUAUUUUUAAAAAGAGGAAAAAGGGAAAGAAGUGAAUCGAACUCGUAUAUUACCGAAUAAAAUUAUAAAAAAUUUGUUCCGAUACAUUUAUAUCGAAAUUAGAAAAUACUAGAAAUCGUGCUUUCGAUCGUAUAAAUCUUAAGAAGAUCAAUCGUAUAUCUCAAAAAUUCUGUCUAUCCAUUUUUGAUCAAAAUAAAAAAAUUUUAUCAAUUAUAUAAACCAUCUUAGGAAAAGAAACUACGGAUAAAAAAGAAAAAAAAAUUAAAAAUUAAUAAUAAAUCAAAAUGAUCAUAUAAUGCAAAUCUUUAAUAUUCAAAAAUUCUAUUAAUCCACAUUCGAUUAAAAUUAAAAGAGAAACGUAAAAAAUUGUGGCACCGAUUACAUCUUUACAUCUUUCUACAUCUCAAUAAUAAAAGAAAAAAAAAAAAAAAUUAAAUCCCAAGGAGAAAAUAAAAAUUGGAAAAAUUCUCUCGAUCCAAAAUCAAAAUGGCGAAGCAUCAAAAAUCGUGCAAUCGUUCCAACAAUUGCAAAGUGGUACGCGAUACGUCUAAGUACGACGUUUGGACGCACCCUCGUGUUCCCCCCACCUAACCCGCGAUGACUGUGGCCGUGAUGGAAAAGCGAAGAGCAGUGGUGGUCAAUAGAUGUAUUAAGCCGUAGACAUUAAGUCGAACAAAGUGAAGCUUCGAGCGGGAAAGAGGGAGAAUCGGGCGAACGAGUCGACGUUCCGUCACCUGUUCGCCCUGUUUCACCAGCGUAAGCCUCGGGAACGAGGCCAGAACGCUGCCUCGUCGGUCCCCCUGCUCGAAAUGGGCGCCAGAGCGUGGGACUACGAGGCAUUGCCGGAGCUCAUCACCUCGACGGCAGUCACACCGAGCUCAACGCCGCCUAAUGCACAGCAGAAGGCGCCGAAAGUGUAUUUCCACGCGGAGAACUUGCCCUCGAGGAGGCGCAGCAGCUCGAGGCUACUCGCGCCGCAAUCCUCGUACAGGAGGCGAAGCAGAAGUAUGAGCGCUUGGGGCGACUUGUCCAGGUCCUCGUUCAAGCUCGAUGAAAGAGUUCGUGUCGAAUAUUACGUGAACGAAAAUACAUUCAAGGAAAGACUUCAGCUGUAUUUCAUCAAAAAUCAACGUUCAAGUUUGAGGAUACGAUUGGCUAAUCUAUUCUUCAAGUUACUAACAUGCUUCUUAUACAUAUUCAGAGUCAUCACCGACAACGAUCCAACUUACGCAGCAUGUUACGGUUGCAUACCAGGCAACAAGACCGAGUUCCUCGUAUCACAGAAUCUAACGGAAGAAGAGUUUCAAGAACAUCCAACCAUCAAUUGGGACGCGAUCUUAUGGGUGAGAAGACCUUUGGAACUGUGGGUCGUUCAGGUGAUCCUGGCGAUAGUGUCUCUUACGGAAGCGCUGCUACUCGCUUAUCUCGGUUACAAGGGAAACGUCUGGCAGCAGCUUCUCUCUUUCCACUUCAUCCUCGAGCUGGUCAACACAAUUCCAUUCACUAUCACGCUACUUUAUCCACCAAUGCGAAAUCUGUUCAUUCCAGUGUUCUUAAAUUGCUGGUUGGCGAAACAUUCUUUGGAAAAUAUGUUCAACGAUCUGCACAGAGCUAUGCAAAAAUCUCAAUCAGCUUUAAGUCAGCAACUUAUGAUCCUUAGUGCUACGUUACUGUGCCUUGUCUUUACUAGCGUAUGUGGGAUCCAACAUUUCCAGAGAGCUGGGCACAGGCAUCUAAAUUUGUUUCAAAGCACAUACUACGUUGUAGUGACAUUUUCCACAGUUGGUUACGGUGACUUUGUACCUGACAUUUGGCCCUCACAACUUUACAUGGUCAUUAUGAUCUGCGUUGCUCUCAUCGUUCUGCCUACUCAGUUCGAGCAGUUGGCAUUCACGUGGAUGGAAAGGCAAAAACUAGGUGGCUCAUAUUCCUCGCACCGAGCGCAAAGCGAGAAACACGUGGUGGUAUGCAGUACAACGCUGCAAGCCGACACUAUCAUGGAUUUUCUAAAUGAAUUUUACGCCCAUCCCCUUCUACAGGAUUAUUACGUUGUAUUGUUGUCACCCAUGGAGUUGGACACCACGAUGAGAAUGAUUCUUCAAGUGCCCAUUUGGGCACAAAGGGUAAUCUAUAUCCAAGGAUCCUGUUUGAAGGAUAGUGAUCUCACCAGGGCAAGAAUGAACGAGGCAGAGGCUUGUUUCGUUCUUGCUGCAAGGAAUUACGCUGACAAAACCGCUGCUGACGAGCACACGAUACUUAGAUCGUGGGCAGUGAAAGAUUUUGCACCAAACGUUCCUCAAUACGUUCAAAUCUUCCGUCCGGAGAACAAACUUCACGUCAAGUUUGCAGAGCACGUGGUAUGCGAAGAUGAGUUCAAAUACGCCCUUUUGGCGAAUAAUUGCACGUGCCCUGGUGCUUCAACCUUGGUUACUCUUCUACUGCACACUUCUAGAGGACAAGAGGGACAGCAAUCGCAAGAAGAGUGGCACAGGCUGUACGGUAAAUGUUCCGGGAACGAGAUUUAUCACAUUAUUCUAGGGGAUUCUCGAUUUUUCGGCGAAUACGAAGGCAAAUCCUUCACUUAUGCCUCCUUCCACAGUCAUCGCAAGUACGGAGUGGCGUUAGUCGCGGUACGACCAGCGGAACUUCCAGAAUUUUAUGAAGACACGAUCCUUUUAAAUCCUGGUCCACGUCAUAUAAUGAAAAAGACGGACACCUGCUACUACAUGAGCAUCACGAAGGAAGAGAAUUCGGCGUUCGUGGUAGCGAACAACCAAACUGGCAGUGGGGCUGAGGGCGCGCAAGUAGUUAUCGAAACAAAGACAGACGGAACUGGAAACGCGAACAACAACUCGACCAGCAACACGACCAAUACCACAACUACCGGUGCUGGCACAACGACUACUACGACUACGAUCUCAACCAGUUGCACAAUCGCCGGUGGUGAUGGGAAUGGUACUGCAAACAAGCCUGGUGCAAACGAGCACCAUCAUAAUUCCAACAAUUGUAACAAUGUGCUGAAAGAAACAGCUUGCUGCAGACAGGAGACGACUUGCACGGGGCCCCGUGGACAGAGCGUGCAACAGGGCACGCAAGCACACAGGGCCCCGCAGGUUAUUUUGCAGGUCCUUCCUAGCACGCCCACACCACUCGAACACCACAACAUACUCGCAUCCGAUGUCCACCCAACCUAUCUAGAUCCAGGAGGAUUCGGUGAUUCGCGACAAUGUUUGAAGGAUGGAGGAUCUACACCACAAACACCAAUAACUGGAAACCAUUUGGAUGUUCCACGAUCCAUUGAACCGAAUCCUAACCUACUUAGUCCCGAAAUUCUUACUCAAAGAAGAGGAAGCAGAAGGCCAAGCAUCUUACCAGUCCCAGACAUGUUGACGAGUUCAACCUUGCAUCUUCCUGGUCAAGAGUCAUUGGAUCACGAGGGUGACGAGUCGGAGGACGAGAUGGACGACGACGUUCCUUGGAGAUCACCCAGCGAGAAAAUAGCUUUCAAAGGGAUCGUUAAGGGAUUUCCACCUGUUUCACCCUUCAUAGGCGUAUCACCAACAUUAUGUUAUCUGUUAAAAGAAAAGAAACCAUUAUGUUGUCUUCAACUUGCACAGAUGUGCCAACAUUGUACCUACAGGAACGCCAAAGAGUACAAUUGGCAGAACAAGACCAUUAUCUUGGCAGCUGAUUACGCUAGUAACGGGAUCUAUAACUUCAUAAUUCCUUUGAGAGCUCAUUUUAGAUCAAAAACAUCGUUGAAUCCAAUCAUUCUUCUGUUGGAAAAAAUACCGGAAAUUGCAUUCCUCGAUGCUGUGUCCUAUUUUCCUUUGGUAUACUGGAUGCGAGGAACUAUCGACUGUUUGGACGAUCUUCUUCGCGCCGGUAUCACUCUUGCAGAGAAUGUGGUGGUCGUAAACAAAGAACUUAGCAAUUCUGCUGAGGAAGAUACCUUGGCUGAUUGUAAUACAAUCGUAGCAGUUCAAACGAUGUUCAAAUUCUUUCCUAGUAUAAAAAGCAUAACCGAGCUCUCACAAUCGAGCAAUAUGCGUUUCAUGCAAUUCAGGGCACACGACAAAUACGCUCUUCAUCUCAGCAAAAUGGAAAAGGUAUCUUUUCCUGUUGUUCUCGAUACUAAUUCUCAUCACUUUUCGAAGAACACGUAUUCAAGAACACAAUUUGAUCUUUCGAGAGAAAAGGAAAGAGGUUCGCAUAUAUCUUAUAUGUUCCGAUUGCCUUUCGCGGCUGGUAGUGUCUUCAGUGCCUCUAUGUUGGAUACACUUCUUUAUCAAGCAUUUGUAAAAGACUAUAUGAUAACUUUUGUAAGAUUGCUAUUGGGAGUGGAUCAAGCACCAGGAUCUGGUUUCUUAACAUCAAUGAGAAUCACGAAGGAUGACAUGUGGAUAAGAACUUAUGGUAGGCUUUACCAAAAACUAUGUUCAACGACAUGCGAGAUCCCCAUUGGGAUUUACAGAACUCAAGACACUACUGUUUCAGAUACGUCACACGGCGACUCAGACGCGGAGAGCGAUGCCGGUGUCGGUGUGACGUACAAGGUGCGUAAUUCGGCGGCAGGUUCGUGCCUAGCAAAUUGCGCCACUCGCGACAAAGGUGCCUCAGCCUAUUCGGUGAGCCUUGGUGAUGAAGCGCGAGACAACCAUGCCCAGCAGAUCGAGAGAGCAGAGAUCGCCAAUUUAGUGCGUUCCCGAAUGGAAUCUUUGAAUUUGCCGGUAGCCGACUACGAUGAUGUCUCCGAGAAACGAAACAACCUCUCCUAUGUGAUCAUCAAUCCCAGCUGUGACCUGAAGCUCGAAGAAGGCGAUAUAGUGUAUCUGGUGCGACCAAGUCCAUUCUCAGCGCAAAAGACUUUCGAGCGACACAAUUCAAGACGGAAGAGCAACAUCAGUUUCUGUUCGGCUCAGUUGGUAUCGCAGAUGAGUGCAGCAGUAGCGUCAGCCGGAUUGCCAGGCGCCGGAGCGGGAAGUCGUCGAGGAUCGGGAAUAGGUCUGCCCAGAGCUCCUCCAUUGAGCACCACAAAAUCGAAUUCCUUAUCCUUACCAGACAGCCCAACGGUAGCUGGUACUCUGCGUGGUCGUUCCAAUUCGUUAAGAGUGGUUGACGACAUUCUUCUGAGACGCAGCAACUCGUUGAGACAAGGAUUGACGAUGAGUAGAAGAAAGAGUAGUCUGGAGGAUAUAGGUCUUGGUGCAUUAUCCCAUCCAUCAAACCACAACCCGAUCAAGAUAGCUCUGAAUGGUUCUAUCGGUCUGGAAGUGACGCCGCCAGAGGAAGGUUCUCAAAUAGGUGGCGCUAGCAACACUGGAAUAUUAGACGUUGGCCUGCCAUCUAUGCCAGAAUUAACCGCUGCCCUCGGAUCUAACAUCGAUCCUUGUUUAGGCGGAUCUUUAGGCGGAUUAUACGAUCCACCAAUCCUCCAGGGCCCGUUAGGAUCACAGUCGCCUCAAAUUCAAGGUGGUACGCAGGAUCUCCAGCAUAUACAAGGGACAAUCGUAUGAUAUAACCUUAUGUGGGGACGCAGGCUCUCCGGCGUGGUGCGAAACAAAUGGCUGUAGCGUUCCCACAUGACACGUCAAAAUCACUAGGUGGGAUGUUGUCUCUCAGCAUUCUGAUUGUCGACGAUUUUGGUGGGACUGAAAGAUGAUAACGACACGAUGAUUAUAUAAUGAUCGUAAUUAGAAAGCGGCCGGAGAGCAAGGUGUUUCAGUGAUACGUAUCGAUGACUGUGACGAAAUAAAUGAACACAAAAUGAAUUGUUUAAA